AUGCAUAGUUUUCAAGUUUUCGAGUUGUUGGCCUUUGCGGUCUUGGGCGGCCAAGCCCUUGCCUUGCCUACCAGCCCUUCGAAUCACCUCGAAACUCGCAGCAGCGGGUCUCGAACUGUUGCCAGUGUUUACAACUGGUCAGACUCCGACGAAGAGAUGCCGAACACCUCUAGAGCUUCCAAAGACGGACAGGGGUGUAAGCGAAAAAGUGGGAACAGAGAGUCUACGGCAGCAGACACUAGAUAUACGCAAGAGGUUCAGGAUGCACUUGGCCCUCUUAUGGAACAGUUGAACAUAACAGAUAAAGAUAAGACCGGCAAGAAAAAGGUUCGCGGAUAA
Molecule: messenger RNA, 339 nt
Organism: Pyricularia pennisetigena
Lineage: Eukaryota; Fungi; Ascomycota; Sordariomycetes; Magnaporthales; Pyriculariaceae
Exons: 2
Coding region: 1-339 (112 amino acids)
Source: RefSeq, a predicted model, not a curated record